CUCGCUUCCGCCUCUGCCAUCGCUAUGGCCGCGCCGGGGCCCGGGCUCGUCUCCGUCUUCUCCAGCCCGCAGGAGCUGGGUGCGUCGCUGGCGCAGCUGGUAGCGGAGCGGGCGGCCGGCUGCCUGGCGGGCUCCCGCGGCCGCUUCGCGCUCGGUCUGUCGGGAGGCAGCCUGGUGUCACUGCUGGCCCGCGAGCUGCCCGCCGCCACCGCCUCGGCCGGCCCGGACGCCCUGGCGCGCUGGACGCUCGGCUUCUGCGAUGAGCGCCUGGUGCCCUUCGAGCACGCCGAGAGCACGUACGGCCUCUACCGGACCCAGCUGCUGUCCCAGCUGCCCGUGCCCGCCAGCCAGGUGCUCACCAUCGACCCGCAGCUGUCCGUGGAGGCGGCAGCCGAAGACUACGCACAGAAGCUGCGGCAGGCCUUCCAGGGUGACUCUGUCCCUGUGUUCGACCUGCUGAUCCUGGGCGUGGGCCCCGACGGCCACACCUGCUCGCUCUUCCCCGGGCACCCCCUCCUGCAGGAGCGGGAGCGGACUGUCGCCCCCAUCCGGGACUCCCCAAAGCCCCCGCCGGAGCGUGUGACUCUCACCCUGCCCGUCCUCAACGCGGCCCGCACCGUUGUCUUCGUGGCCACCGGCGAGGGCAAGGCCGCCGUCCUCAAGCGCAUCCUGGAAGCCCGGGAGCCGCUGCCGGCGGCGCUGGUGCAGCCGCACACCGGGGAGCUGCGCUGGUUCCUGGAUGAGGCGGCCGCCCGCCUGCUCAGCCUCCCGGUGGAGAAGCACUCGGCGCUGUAGCCCUCGGACCCGGGACCGCAUGGACCUAGGGGCCUGCGCCAGACAGCAAGAAACCACAUGGUGCAGCUUCCGGACCAAGGCCUGGCUCCUGGCAGCCGCCGAGCCCCCGGCCACACGGUGCCCCCAGCAUCGGGGUCCCCGCCCGUGGGGCCCUGCCCGCAGCCACUGUGACCCGGAUAUUAAAGGUGCAUCUUGCUGAA
Messenger RNA from Erinaceus europaeus (western European hedgehog), 995 nucleotides. It is a transcript of the gene PGLS, whose product is annotated as 6-phosphogluconolactonase. The transcript has 5 exons. Gene Ontology annotation, biological process: carbohydrate metabolic process; pentose-phosphate shunt. The record is from RefSeq and is a predicted model, not a curated record. NCBI's taxonomy places the organism in Eukaryota, Metazoa, Chordata, Mammalia, Eulipotyphla, Erinaceidae. The coding region runs from base 25 to 795 and encodes 256 amino acids. Gene Ontology annotation, molecular function: 6-phosphogluconolactonase activity.